AUGUGUAUAGAAACUCUUGUAGAAGGAAAAAUUCCAGUUAAAGCAUUAAUAGAUACAUCCCCAAAGUUUAAUACUAUUAGCAAGAGGCUGUUCAAUAAACUUAAAUUGAACUAUAGAAUACGCCUUAGCUGUGGUUCUGCUGAGUGUCUCUAUGGAGACGUAAUAGGUGAGAUAAAUUGCUUAGAUUUACGGUUUCGCUAUAAAGGAAAAUGGCAAAGUUUAGAUGAUACCAAUACAAUAUACUUUAAAAUUCGCAAGAAUCUAACAAGCUAUGAUCCUUAUGCUAAAAUUGUAAUAGAUGGUAUGAAUAUCCCAUUAAUUGGAGACAAUAACAGGCCCACAGGCGAUUCUUUGAGUCAUAAUACUAGCCCUAUUAAAAAUGAUCCAUCUAGGUCUGAUUUAUUAAUAUAUGAGAUCAUGAAUAUGAUUAAAAAAAUUCUUUCAGUUGUCGAAGAUAAUAAGCAUUGA
Messenger RNA from Funneliformis caledonium, 468 nucleotides. The record is from the annotation of a GenBank genome assembly. NCBI's taxonomy places the organism in Eukaryota, Fungi, Glomeromycota, Glomeromycetes, Glomerales, Glomeraceae.